Molecule: messenger RNA, 204 nt
Organism: Mesorhabditis spiculigera
Lineage: Eukaryota; Metazoa; Nematoda; Chromadorea; Rhabditida; Rhabditidae
Source: the annotation of a GenBank genome assembly
AUGGGAUCGGUUGAUGAUGUAUGCAAAUUUCUGAAUCGAUUGUUUGUGUCGUUGCCACCGCAUGCCACGGCCCUCCUCUACCGUGAACAAUUGGACAUGCUGCGGUCGUGGAUGCAUGUUUCGCAUCCUGAGAUGCCCCUGGACGCGCUCGUGCCGUUACUUCGUGAUGAACGUCGACUAUCCCGACAAUCUUAUGAAGCACGU